Oncorhynchus gorbuscha (pink salmon) is the source of this 3772-nucleotide messenger RNA. RefSeq names its product EH domain-containing protein 1-like. The transcript is spliced from 7 exons. The record is from RefSeq and is a predicted model, not a curated record. Lineage: Eukaryota; Metazoa; Chordata; Actinopteri; Salmoniformes; Salmonidae. Gene Ontology annotation, molecular function: calcium ion binding; protein binding; GTP binding. Gene Ontology annotation, biological process: endosomal transport; endocytosis. Gene Ontology annotation, cellular component: cytoplasm; plasma membrane. The coding region runs from base 340 to 1944 and encodes 534 amino acids.
UUAUUUGGCAAUCAGACAGGGCAAUAUAGAGCUGAGUCUAACUUUUAAGGAAUUGCGAUAGUGAGGCCAAACCAGCAAUGUGCUGCAGUGGUCAUAAGACUGGGUAAAAUGACGAUGAGCCAAUUGCCAGUUUCUUCAUCCUCAUUCCUCACUUUCACAAUUUUGAGCGACGAUAGGCCUACGUACUUCAUUCAUUCCGUGGGACUUUUAUUUUGAAGUUCACAUUCCACUUCCGCUUUCUGCGUGUCACACACACAAGUGUCAGCCAGCAGGUGAACGCGGUCACAUAACUCUAAAGGACAGAUCCAAAGCGACACUGCUGUGUCAAACCAGCUCACCAUGUUCCGCACUAGGGAUAAAAAAACGCCAGAACCGUUCCAGGAUGUUUCGCAAGGUUUGAAGAAACUUUACCGGACUAAACUCUUUCCCCUGGAGGACAGCUACCAAUUCCACGACUUCCAUUCACCGGCGCUCGAGGAUGCGGACUUCGACAACAAACCCAUGGUUCUUUUGGUCGGUCAGUACUCGACCGGGAAAACUACCUUUAUUCGGCACCUGAUGGAGCAAGACUUCCCCGGUAUGAGGAUCGGGCCCGAGCCGACAACAGACUCUUUCAUAGCCGUGAUGCACGGUGACCAGGACGGGAUGAUACCUGGCAACGCCUUGGUAGUCGACCCCAAAAAACCCUUCCGCAAACUCAACGCAUUUGGUAACGCGUUCCUCAACAGAUUUACGUGUGCUCAGAUGUCCAACCCGGUCCUGGAGAGCAUCAGUAUCAUCGAUACCCCUGGAAUCCUGUCGGGAGAGAAACAGAGGAUAAGCAGAGGGUAUGACUUUGCAGCAGUACUGGAGUGGUUUGCAGAGCGUGUGGACCGCAUCAUCCUCCUGUUUGACGCCCACAAGCUGGACAUCUCAGACGAGUUCUCUGAGGUGAUCCGCGCCCUGAAGAACCACGAGGACAAGAUGCGCGUGGUGCUGAACAAGGCUGACCAGAUCAACACGCAGCAGCUGAUGAGGGUCUACGGUGCCCUCAUGUGGUCGCUGGGGAAGAUCAUCAACACCCCCGAGGUGGUGAGGGUGUACAUCGGGUCGUUCUGGGCCCAGCCUCUCCUGAUCCCUGACAACAGGAAGCUGUUUGAGGCUGAGGAACAGGACUUGUUCCAGGACAUCCAGGGGCUUCCCCGGAAUGCAGCGAUACGGAAACUCAACGACCUCAUCAAGAGGGCACGGCUGGCUAAGGUCCAUGCCUACAUCAUCAGCUCUCUGAAGAAGGAGAUGCCCAGUGUGUUUGGGAAGGAGAACAAGAAGAAGGAGCUGAUCGCCAACCUGGGAGAGACGUACCUGAAGAUAGAGAGGGAACAUCAGAUCUCCCCUGGAGACUUCCCUAAACUCAAGAAGAUGCAGGAGCUCCUGGCUGACCAUGACUUCUCUAAGUUCUCUACCAUGAAGCCCAAGCUGCUAGAGGCUGUGGAGGACAUGUUGGCCAAUGACAUCGCCCGCCUCAUGACCCUGGUCCGCCAGGAGGAAGCCGCCAUGCCCAGCCAGGCUGUCCACGGAGGCGCCUUCGAGGGCACCAUGUCCGGCCCCUUCGGCCACGGCUACGGAGAGGGAGCCGGGGAAGGCAUCGACGAGCUGGAGUGGGUGGUGGGCAAGGACAAACCCUCAUACGAUGAGAUUUUCUACACACUGUCGCCGAUCAAUGGUAAAGUGUCAGGCGCGGCAGCCAAGAAGGAGAUGGUGAAGUCAAAGCUGCCCAACACGGUCCUGGGCAAGAUCUGGAAGCUGGCCGACGUGGAUAAGGAUGGUUACCUGGACGACGAGGAGUUUGCGUUGGCCAAUCACCUGAUCAAGGUGAAGCUGGAGGGGCAUGAGCUGCCGGGGAAGCUUCCGGAACACCUAGUGCCACCUUCUAAACGCCACCAGGAGAUUGAUAUGGGAGAGUGAUAUGGGACUGGGAGGAAGGGGGGAAAACCACAAUCUAAUGAGCCAGGGACAGACUGGGGAGGGCUGGGUUAAGGAGGGGUUGUUUUGAGGCAUGGGGGAAAAUGUUUCUGAAGAUUAGCUGAGGGAUGGUUGGGCGGGUGGAGAGUUGGUACUUAUGAAUGGACAUUAACGGAACGAAAUGGGUUGAUUGCUGCAUGAGGGAAUGGGAUGGGGAAACUUGCUAAAUAAAUGUUUUGCAAAUAUAUCAGAUCCAAAAAAUAUACUGUCCAUAGGUUGAUCCAAAGAGACAUAAUUAACAUCCUUUUUGAAGAAAAAACAAUUCUAAAUUAGAAUAUUUUAUCUAUAUUUUUGUAUUUCCUGUCUGUUUACUAUGGGAUGCAUUCAAAUGCUUCCAUUUGAUUAUUUUCUCAGAUGAAUUAAAAGGAAAUAUUUAUCCCAAGAAGGUAGUCUAGUAUUUACUAUGUUGGAAAACUUUUACAUACUGGCCACGUUGCAAUUUACACAUUCAAUAAUUUCAACCAAACUGCUUGCGAGCAUCUGCGUAGCCAGGCGCUAAAAUUUAACAUGGUUCUAUGUUAGACACUUGACGUGCUGAAAGUCCCGCUUCUCCCAUCUACUCAUUGGUUUUUAGGAGCAUAUACCCACGUGGGUGAUUGAAAGAUGAAGUCCACACUCCAGUCCUGUUGGUAGCAGUAAUGCAUCUUAAAGUUGGUUGCCAACCGCAAUAUAAAAUCCACAGAAGACUGAACAAGGAGAGAUUAUUAGAAACUAACUAGGUUUCUCCUUUUAUCUGUGGAUUAAUUGUCGGAUUUGAGAACACACAAUUUUGUGUCAGAGUUUUGAUAUUUCAACCGGCGUAUCCUGGUCGCAUCUGGUGGGGAUUAGACCAACUCAACGUAUGCACGGUUAUACAUGUGCAGCCGGUUUGGUCAUUGUGUUAUUUAGAAAUGUCAAACUGUAUUGAAUUGAAUACCUAAGUGCCCCCUGUAGGUGAGAACUGGUCACAGUCUGCUGGGCUGGAAGCAAACACCUGAUGACAGGACUCGGCUUAUCUAUCUGCUUGUAAAAUAUGUUUUGGACAAGGGUGGAGAGAUACAGCUGUCGGCCUAUUGAUCAAGUGAAGAUACUGACAGAGUGUGAGAGAGAAGGAAGUGAUUAUGAGAUUCUGGAACACUUUCACAGUGAACAUGUGGAGAUCAUUUACAAUGCUGGAAGGACAGUUGAAAAAGUUCCAGAACGUUAACACAAAUCAUAAACGGACAGAGACAUACAUUUUUAGUUGAAAGUUGAAACCAUCGAAGCUUUCAAAAACACGUUUUAAACAACUAGACUGGUUUCACCACAACCUGUUUUGCACCAUUUCAAAUGCUCUUAUUUCCAUAUUUGAUUCAAACAGAUUUUACAAGAGUAACCAUAUGUUUACACUCAACCGAUUUACUUGAUUGAUUGCAAUUGACAAUGUUGACUUUUUCCACAACUCACAUACCAUCACUAUGACAUUCCCCCCCACCCAACCCUGCCUAGUUGUUUUGCUCAUAAUGCCUUGUCUCUAUGGUAAUCAUAGAUAUUUUUCACUCAAACUACAUCUACCUCGUAGAGAAUGGUCCAGGGACAGGAAUGUGAGUUAUGCAGAGGCACCCUGGUCUUCUGUGUGUUGGCAUUCUCACUGUAUAACAGGCUCAUCUGCUGUUUGAAUGCAGCAUGUGGGUUGUUUUACAUCUGUAGAAGCAGUUGUCUGUUCACACCUUGAAGCUUGUUUUUGUGCUUUGUGUUGCACCUUUUACUAUUUGAACUUGAUGCCCACUACAUACAAUGAAGGUUAUACCUA